This is a messenger RNA of Moneuplotes crassus, 1985 nucleotides long. The record is from the annotation of a GenBank genome assembly. Lineage: Eukaryota; Ciliophora; Spirotrichea; Euplotida; Euplotidae.
AGGUUAUGGAAAGUAAUGUAGUUGGAGAUUUAGGAGAAAUAGAGGCUGUUUUGAGGAGGAAAGAUGGAAGUAUAUCGUUAUUAGCAACUCUUUCACUUGCAAUUAAGAUUCUUCCUUAUUUUGGAUAUGCAGACCAAUGCAAAACUCUAAUGACACAGCUCAGGUCGGAGUCCAGACAGCUCUGGCUUUCUAAUGAAGACCAGUGGCUCAAGCCUUACACUAAUGACCAGGAGGAAGAAGUAUUCCAUAUAAAGAAGAGGAGUUUAAUGGUCAAGAAUCUUAAAGGCCCUUCAAGUUCCGAUUAUGAAGUAUCUUGAGACUCACAAGUGAAGGAACUGGGACAUUCAGGGGCUUAUAAGCUAUAUUCUUUUGAUUUUUGGCCUAAUGGUGAGGAUCUCCCAGGCCUUGAAACUAUUGCUGAUUUCUGACAAAUAGUGGAUUCAGAUUUGUUAAAAGUUGGAAUGAUAUAUAUUUUUAGUGGCAUAAGCACAAUUCCUGAUUCUGAAUGGCUUUUGACAAUUUCUAGAGCUCUUAAGAUUAAAGUGGAAGAGUAUAAAGCUGAUAAAGCAAUUUACUAUAAAUUUAAGUGGCCACCUUUUUUAAUUUCGAAAACAAAUUUGGCUGAUGAUACUAAAAACCUCUAUGUUUGUUCAUAUAAUUGGAAUCUCCCAAAUAAUCAGAGCAAGCAAGCUUUGAUUGGCAAAAUUCAAAAUAACUUCCUCGAACUUCCUAGCCUUAUAGAGUUAUUCAGAAAAUUACUGGAGAUUGUAACCAUGAAAACUCUUUCAAAAGAAAUUAAAAACUCUUUCAUUAAAAUACGGCUGUAUCAUAAGAAUAUUAUGAGAGAUAAAGAUUGUAUUCCCCAGCUCUCAGAAAUAUUAGAUAAUCACACAAUUACUGAAGAAAAUCAGAGAGGUUUUGUUCCAAAAUUCAUACUUUAUUGUGAGCAUUUGUUUAAAGAUCAGAGGCAGCCCUUGCAGCCAAAUGAUCUUGAUUGAAUUCCAAUUUUAUCAAAUGUGCUAAGCAAUAAAGGAUUUCCAAUCAGAUUAGCUUUAUAUCGUAAAAGUUUAUGAAAGGCCAUGAAGUAUGAGAUAAAUGGAGGCAAAUGCUUGAUUGGCUACAGCAACUGGACUAUGAAAAUGACCAAUUUCGAUUUAGAAGUCUCAAAUAACUGUACGAUUGACAAUAAUUAUAUUGUAUUCAGAUCAAAUGAAAAUAUUUUUAAUGCAAAUGUCUAUGAAAAAGCGAGUUUUAACUACCUAGAGGAGCACAAAUCCUCACCAGAAGACCUAAAGAUCUAUAUUCCUACAGAUGAAAUCCAAACUCUCAGCUGAGAUUUUGGAUUCCUGAGGAAAAUACUCUCUGUAGGUUCAAUUCAGAAACUGUCAGAUUUGCAAAUAAAGAUGUCUCCUAUUGAUCUCAGUAAAGAAUAUGCCUGCGAAAUUCUCCAAAGCCUGCCUAAAUGCAUAAAAGUAGAGAUAGAAAUUAUUGAUCUUGAGCCUGGAAGUGACCACCAAGAGCAGAACAAUGAAAUAUCCUUUGAAGCUCUUCAGAAUUUGAACUUAAAGAAACUCAAGAUUGGUUAUGAAAUCAGCAACGAGGAUUUGAUACUCUCACUGAUUUCAUUUCUGGAACAUCAAACUGCUCUUAAUGCUAUCUCUGUCAAGAUCAGAGCUUCUGAGAUUGAAGAUGUAAACUCAGCUUUUAAGUCCUUACUUGGAGCUAUCUGCGACUUACAUUGCUUAGAUAUUGACAUCUCAGUUUCAGAAGCAACCCCUGAGAUGAAUGAGAUGUCUAAAGAGUUUGCUCAAAGCAACAUUGACAAGGUCAUUUCGAUCAGCCUCAAUCCCCCAUCGGAAAGAUCUAAACCAACAGAAAAUCUUGAAAAUUCCAGUUCAGACGAUCCUACCCCAAAAUCUCAUGAAUGUUCUGGAGAAAUACUGAUAAGAGACAAGUUCACUAAGUUAGAGAAGAAAUUAAAAUAA